AUGGAGGAAACCAGACAACCAAGUGUAAACUGCCCAAAGCUUUCGGAUAGAGAGCAAAACAUGGCCUCGAUCGAUAGGCUCAGCAGCUUGCCGGACGAAGUCAUAUGCCACAUUCUCUCUUUCCUCCCGACUAAGCGCUCAGUGACGACCAGCGUUCUGGGAAGAAGUUGGAGAUUUCUAUGGGCCCAUGUACCAUGUCUGAACUUCAAUGUACGCAAUUUCGAUUUCUGGAAAGAAGAAACACAAGUCUUGGAUAUCAUCCACCAGGUUAUAUUGCAGCACAAGGCAGAAAGAAUGGAUACUUUAACACUCUGUGACCUCAACUGCAACCAGUAUCAACUGGAGACAUGGAUUACAACCGCCAUCGACUGUAGUAUCCGGAAGCUUCAUCUCCAACUUAAAAUAGAUACAAUCCCUCGAUCCCUCUUCAUCAGCAAAAAUAUUGUAGACUUGAAGCUUCGUGAUUUAUGUAGUAGAGUGUCACUCUCUGCUAUGGACAAUGUCUCUCUACCUAGCCUCAAGAAGUUUCAAGUUUCUAAUGUUGUGUGUGAGAAUGAUGAUGCACUUCCUCACUUUCUUUCUGGCUGUCCGUCGCUCGAGGAGUUGAUUAUGGAAUUCAUCUUUGUGGAGAAAGAUGAUUAUGUGGGCUGCAUAAACAUAUCAUCACCCACAAUAAAGAUGCUUAAGCUCAUUCCUAGCGUCGCUUUUGAUUGUACCGUUGAAUAUAGGGUGAUAAUAAAUUCCCCGGCCCUUAGGUAUCUCGAAGUGGGUGGCUAUGACUUGGAGCGUAUAACAAUUCCUAUAAGCAUUAUCUCCUUAGUUGAGGCGGAUAUCCGCUUACAAUAUUAUUGCUUCUCAAAUCUCGAAACGAAUUGCAAUUCCACAGUGGUGAAGUUUCUUCAUUCUCUGUCUUAUGUAAAGUGCCUAAAGAUAUCAGGUUGGAAUUUUGAGGAGGUAUGUUUUCAUUCUUUAAUCUCUUAG
Molecule: messenger RNA, 981 nt
Organism: Striga hermonthica
Lineage: Eukaryota; Viridiplantae; Streptophyta; Magnoliopsida; Lamiales; Orobanchaceae
Source: the annotation of a GenBank genome assembly